Messenger RNA from Chinchilla lanigera (long-tailed chinchilla), 1056 nucleotides. Its product is annotated as translation initiation factor IF-2-like. The record is from RefSeq and is a predicted model, not a curated record. NCBI's taxonomy places the organism in Eukaryota, Metazoa, Chordata, Mammalia, Rodentia, Chinchillidae.
AGCUUUUGGGCACGGGCCGGGCGUCCGCUUCCCCGCGGACCGGAAACGGGGCGCCGCGCGGCCGCACGUGGAGCCUCGGCGGGCGCGAGGGGCGGCUUAGCUCACGGAAGACGAGACUGCCCCGCGUCUGCUGUAGCUGGCACCUAGGCGUCCGUCCCCAGUGCUCCCGACUCGGAGGGACGUCAGCCACCAACUCUGACUUUCUGUUUUGUCUCCCUUUGAUUCUUGAGCACAUGUUGCAGGCUUGCAAAGCCCUGCAUGUAAUUUACUUUUAGAAUAAAUCUGAGUUGGCUCAGCUUUCUGGUCUCAACUCAGGGGCGAAAGAAAUUCAAGUAAAUGUGACAGACCUAGAUUGUCAAAGAGGGUCCUUACUUAGUUUCAUAACUGACCUGAAGUUCAAAGUGAAUUUGUUCGUAGAAGUCUUAACAUGGAGAAGUCUUAACUGGGUGGGGUUUAGUAUUUAAAUAACUGCUUACAGUAAUAACUGAUCGCGGUUGUGGCUCUACCUUAUUGUGGAAGUUGGGUUCGGACCCAAAAGUGAUAGACUUCCUCUCAUUCCCCCAGAUCCUUGACAGGAUAACUUGAUGACUUCUAACCUUAAGGAAUUGCAUACCUUGGUUUUCAGGUACAGCCAAUUUAAGCAGGGUGCAGUGUGUUGACAGUUGAAGGAAGUCAAGGAUUCGCGUGGACUGGUGCACUACAGUUUUGUUUUGGAAAAUUGUACUGUAAUACUUGUAUUGGUGCUGUAAGAAUUUUUUUAAUGUAGAAACUUCUGUAAUUUUUUAAAAUAAAACUUUUUAAACUGUUUGGGUUUUUUUACCUUUUCAAGUAAAAGAGUUGUGACAGUUGAAUGCUCUUUUUGAGAGUAGUGUCUUAAAUCUAACUUUACAGAUAAACUAAGUGUGUAGUAGAGAUUGUUUAGUGCAGAAAUGAAUUUCAGCACAUUACUUAUGAGAACAGUGCCUUUUCUUACUUGUAUCAACUUAGAGUAGAAUGGUACCAUUUGUUUAUCAUUAAGUGAUUUGUUUUUAAAAAAUUAAAGUACUUGUCACUGCA